Nymphaea colorata (pocket water lily) is the source of this 1761-nucleotide messenger RNA. Its product is annotated as 4-coumarate--CoA ligase-like 5. Bases 1 to 1761 code for a protein of 586 amino acids. NCBI's taxonomy places the organism in Eukaryota, Viridiplantae, Streptophyta, Magnoliopsida, Nymphaeales, Nymphaeaceae. Gene Ontology annotation, molecular function: CoA-ligase activity. The transcript has 8 exons. The record is from RefSeq and is a predicted model, not a curated record. Gene Ontology annotation, cellular component: peroxisome.
AUGGUUCACCGGUGCUCUCCCAAGCAUCUGCUCUCAGAAGCAUCAGAAGCAAUGGAGUCUCUACACUCCAGUGGUUUCUCGAGCUCAGCGGGCGUCUACUACAGCCUCUGGCAAACCCCCGACUUCCCCCACACUCCCCUCCUCGACUACCCUUCCUUCCUUCUUCUUUCCCUUCAAAGUAACUCAUCCAUACCGGCCUUCAUAGACGCCAAAACCGGCACCAAGAUCAUGUACUCUGACCUCCCUUCCCUCACCAACAGGAUCGCUUCAGCCCUCCAUUCGCUAGGCAUCAGGAAGGGCGAUGUAGUUCUCAUCAUCUCUCCCAACUUCCUCUACUAUCCCCUUCUCAUGCUGGCCAUCAUGUCCUUGGGAGCAAUAGUCAGCCCCAUCAACCCCUUGUGCCUGAGAGACGAAGUCGAAUCUCAAACCAAGGACUCCAACCCCAAGCUCAUCUUCACCACAGUGGAACUGAAACCAAAAUUUCACGGCCUCCUGGCAAAGCCUCUCAUUCUACUGGAGCCAUUCAUGGAAGAACUGCUCAAGAGGCCGGCCGACAUGAUCUACGAGCUGCCACCCGGCGUGAAGAUCAAGCAGUCCGACACGGCGAUGCUUGCUUACUCGUCGGGGACGACGGGGAAGAGCAAGGGGGUGCUCUGCUCCCAUGGCAACUUCAUCUCCAUGGCCUGCAUCCUCAGGAGCGUGUGGAGCAGCAAGCAUGAAGGGAGGGAAGUGUAUCUGUGCGUGCUGCCUCUGUUCCACAUGUAUGGCAUGGCGGUGUUCAUCACUGGGUUACUGUCGACGGGAGCCUGUGCGGUGAUCGCCCGUAAAUACGUUCUAGAGGACGUACUAGCCUGCGUGGAUCGGUUCGCGGUAACGAGGCUUCCGCUUGUUCCGCCCAUGAUAGUUCAACUGUUGAGCUCCCAACGGGCCAAAAACUGCAGCCUAAGUUCCCUCAAGGAGGUUUGCUCGUCUGGUGCUUCACUAGAGAGAGAGUUCAUGAUAAAAUUCACCAACGCCUUCCCCAAGGUUGUUCUCACCCAGAUGUACGGGCUUACAGAGACGAGUGGGCCGAUGACGCUGUGCGAUGGGGUGGACGGUAGGUUUCAUAUAUCGAUAGGAAGACUGUCGCCGUCGGUGGAGGCGAGGAUCGUGGAUAUUGAGACCGGCCGGUGGCUGCCGCCCGGGGGAACUGGUGAACUCUGGCUUAAAGGACCUACGAUCAUGCACGGAUACUUCCAGAACGAGCAGGCGACGUCCGAGGCCAUGGACAGGGACGGGUGGCUGCGCACCGGCGAUAUAUGCGUCAUCGACGACCAUGGCCUCGUCUACAUUGUAGGAAGGAUAAAGGAGCUCAUUAAGUACAAAGCUUACCAGGUUGCUCCAGUCGAGCUCGAGGAAAUCCUAGGCAAGCAUGAGGCAGUCGAAGAUUGUGCAGUGAUUCCGUAUCCAGAUAAGGAGGCAGGAGAGAUCCCCACCGCCUGCAUAGUGAGAAAGCCUCUCAACAACUUGAAGGAGCAAGAUAUUACGAUUUACAUGGCAAACAAGGUCGCUCCUUACAAGAGGAUAAGGAAGGUAAUAUUUGUGGACCACAUCCCAAGAUCACCAUCAGGGAAGAUCCUGAGGAAGGCCCUAAUCACAUCGGUAUUGUCAACCCAACUCACCACCUCAAAGACUACUACGAGACUCCACCGCUUUGGUGGUUAUAUAGACAUAAAUCAUCUAUAUGCCUACCCCGGUACUCUUGGUUACCGACUCGUAUGA